GGCGAGAAAAGAGAGUUGCUCAUCAGUCAUUACACUCAAAACUGUUUAUCUUCGGUCUUUUCCUCAGCUUUUGUUACGUUGAAGCCUUUUCUUCUAUACUCUUUGCUGAUCCUGCUUCCCCCUUAAGCUUGCUUAGUCUCAGGAUACCUUGUAUAAAUGGGGGAUAAGAAUUUUAUGCUGGUGAUGUGUUUAUUGGCAUCUACCUUGUACGUGGCUAUUGCUUCCUCAGAUGGUCUAGUGAGAGUUGGUCUAAAGAAACAACGCUUUGACAUUAACAGUAUAAAUGCUGCUAGAAUUGAAGGGAAGGACAGUAUGUAUGCUAAGGGAGAAGGCUCUACCACUCAUGACUCAGAUGAUUCAACACUGAAUACAGUCUCCCUGAAGAAUUAUUUGGAUGUUCAGUAUUUUGGAGAAAUUGGAAUUGGUUCACCACCACAGAAGUUCACUGUCAUCUUUGAUACUGGCAGUUCCAACCUAUGGAUCCCAUCUUCACACUGUUACUUUUCAGUUGCUUGCUUUUUCCACUCUAGAUACAACUCUAGCAAGUCCAGUACAUACACGGAGAUCGGGAAACCUUGCAAAAUUCAUUAUAGUUCUGGAACGAUUUUGGGCUUCUUCAGUGAAGAUAAUAUAAGAGUUGGGGACCUUGUUGUCAAAAAUCAAGUAUUUACAGAAGCCAUAAGAGAAGGAAGCGCUAUUCUCUCUUUGGCAAGUUUUGAUGGGAUACUUGGACUCGGGUUUCAGGACAUGUCUGUGGGGAAUGUGGCGCCACUUUGGUACAGUAUGAUGCAACAAAGCCUAGUUGUCCAGAAGGUAUUCUCCUUCUGGUUCAACAAAGAUCCAUCAGCCAGCGAGGGAGGUGAGAUUGUCUUUGGUGGUGUUGAUCAGAAGCACUUCAAGGGAAAGCAUACUUAUGUUCCGGUCGCUCAGAAAGGUUAUUGGCAGAUUGAUUUGGCAGAUUUUCUAAUUGCAGACCAUUCCACAGGAUUUUGCACUCGUAACUGCACCGCAAUAGUGGAUUCAGGCACAUCCUUCAUUGCUGGCCCCACAGCUGCUGUGACAAAAAUUAACCAUGCUAUUGGAGCAAAAGGAUUCGUGAGCAUGGAAUGCAAAAAAGUAGCUGCUCAGUAUGGAGAUCUGAUGUGGGAGCUCUUGUUAUCAGGGCUACAGCCUGACAAAUUAUGCUCGAACAUUGGUGUGUGUUUCAACAAUGGCACUCAGCAAGUAAGCAAUUCUAUUGAAAUGGUGGUAGAACAAAAGAGAGAGAGGCACACAGAAGUUGGCCAGGACCUUCUAUGCACUGCUUGUGAGUUGAUCCUAGCAUGGAUACGGACUGAGCUUAUGGAAAAUAAAACUAAAGGAAGAGUAAUUGAAUAUGUGAACAAGUUGUGUGAUAACCUGCCAAAUCCAACGAGAGAACUAGCUGUUGAUUGUGACAAAGUACCAAAUAUGCCAUCUGUUUCAUUUAUCAUCGGGAACAAAUCAUUCAACCUCACUCCGGAGCAGUACAUCUUCAAAGUGGAACAAAAUUUCUCUACCUUCUGCAUCAGUGGUUUUAUUGCAUUGGACGUUCCUCCUAGCCAGGGUCCUCUCUGGAUUCUCGGGGCAAUCUUCAUGGAAGCAUAUCAUACAGUGUUUGAUUUUGGUAAUCUCCGGGUAGGAUUUGCAGAAGCUGUUUAAAGAAUGAUCCAGCGCUCUUUAAUUUGCAAGAUGAAUGAAUGGUUGAGUAUGAAUAGAUGAUGGACGUCGAUGAAUGGAUAAUAAAUUGCUAUAUUAUACUUGUGAUGUUGUAUUAAUGUAUUGAUGUGCUAGGCAACGUGUUAUCCUUUACUUGCUGCAUCCCAAAUUGAAGGGAAAAGAUUUUCAGGAGGUAGUUUAUAGAUAUAUCAACUUUAUUGCCCCAUCUAUUAUAUUUUUGCUCAGCAACUUUAUUGCCA
Molecule: messenger RNA, 1937 nt
Organism: Theobroma cacao (cacao)
Lineage: Eukaryota; Viridiplantae; Streptophyta; Magnoliopsida; Malvales; Malvaceae
Product: aspartic proteinase-like
Biological process (GO): lipid metabolic process; proteolysis
Molecular function (GO): aspartic-type endopeptidase activity
Source: RefSeq, a predicted model, not a curated record